GUUGUAAUCGCAAUUCGCUAAACUAUCGUCUUCCUUCUCUAAACCCCGAAGCAAAGUUGCAAACCCCGCGUCAUGCUCACAAGAUGAGUAAGCAAUGGCCCUUAAGAGCCCUCUCACGUGCUCUCUCACGUGUAUACUCCUCCUCUUCAUCGUCUUCUUCAUUUCCUCUGAAACAUGUAACCAAGUCGAACUUCGAGUCCGCACUGGCCAAACUCAAAAGCCAUGUCGGAGCCGCGGAUUUCAUAGCCAUCGAUCUGGAAAUGACCGGAAUCACCAGUGCUCCAUGGCGCGAGUCCUUAGAAUACGACCGAUUCGACGUUCGGUACCUCAAGGCUAAAGAUUCCGCUGAGAAAUUCGCCAUUGUUCAGUUCGGCGUCUGUCCUUUCCGAUGGGACUCUCACCGCCACUCGUUUAUUGCUCACCCGCACAAUUUCUUCAUAUUUCCUCGCCAAGAGCUAGCAACUGAUGGCCCAUCUUAUGAGUUCCUCUGCCAGACCACGUCUAUGGAUUUCUUAGCUAAAUAUCAAUUCGAUUUCAAUGCUUGCAUAUAUGAAGGAGUGUCUUAUUUAUCCAGAGGACAGGAAGAGGAAGCACUAAGACGCUUGUAUUCGCGAUAUGAGAGUGAUGGAAUGUUAGAUAACCUGAAUGACGUUAGAGACUUGCCAUUGGCCAGUGUGACUAAUAUUCUUUUCAGUGAACGAAUGACGAAAAGAUUGAGAGAAUGGCGUGAUGGGUUAUUGAGGGAAGGAAAUGGAGGAUUUCAGUUCCAAGGCAGCUUCAAUAACUCCAGGCAACAGCUCCAAACCAUUUUCUACAAGAUGCGUCCGGCUCUUUGUCUGAGUGGUUUCACGUCCCAUCAACUCAAGUUGAUUCAGAUGGUCGUUAAGAAGCAUUUUAAAGAUCUUGCUUAUGUUCAUGUCAACGUUGAAAGUUCUUGUUUGCAGCAGCUAGUUGUAUGUACUGAAUCUGAAGAUGACAAGGACUUGCUUAUGAAACAAGUGAAGGAUGAAUGUCGUGAAAAGGCAGAGAUGAAGAUCAAAGAUGCAGUUGGGUUCCGUCAUGUUAUUGACCUUCUUUCUUCUGCACAGAAGUUGAUUGUUGGUCACAAUUGCUUCUUGGAUAUUGCACACAUAUACAGUAAAUUCUUUGGUCCUCUUCCUCUGACUGCUGAAGAAUUUGUUGCCUCUGUUAACAAGCACUUCCCACACAUUGUUGAUACCAAAAUACUCUUAAAUGCUAAUGAUGUGCUCCUCCGAAGGAUGAAGAAAUCAAGGACGUCGCUUUCAUCAGCCUUUCGUUUACUCUGUCCAGAAAUCGCUCUGGGUUCUAAUGAUAGUUCUGAUAUAGCUUUUGAUCGACAAGUGAAUGUGGAGGUUCAAGUGGAUGACACGAGAUUUUCCAAGUUGAGUUCUGGAGUCAAGCAUGAAGCCGGAUAUGAUGCUUUUAUGACAGGGUGUGUCUUUGCUCAGGCAUGCAGCCAUCUAGGUAUUGAUUUUGAUCUCCAGUUGUCCUCUGAUAAUCUGGCCCAUAAUGAAAAACUCCAAAAGCACGUCAACCUCCUAUACCUCAGUUGGUUUAAUGGGGACAUUAUUAAUUUAAGAACUGGGAACAGGAUUGCUGAAUCUUUGGUAACUAAUAACAUCAAAAAGAGGCACACCAAGAUUUUGUUUGAGAACAUUGUUUUAAUCUGGCGAUUUCCAUCUACACUCAAGGCAAGUGAGAUAAGAGAAUGCAUCUGUAAAGUCUUUGGUCAAAACUCUGUUACUUCCAUAUAUAAAGUGGAUGAAACUGCAGUUUUAGUUCAGUUCAGCAAGUCAGAGUUGGUCUCUGAUUUUCUAGUUUUGAAAGAAGAAUUAGACAGAAGUAAUGAUGUUAUCUCUGUUUUCCAUCCCUUAUCAAAACUACUAGAAGGUGGAAAUACAUGUGCCGCUGAAUAUGAAACCUAUAAAGAGAUCUGCAGUUCACCUUUUUCCAAGGUUCUCUUUGCAGAUCAGGCAGCGGCAGUUGGUAUCGGAUCGCAGACCAAGUUGGUUGAAUCCAAAGUGGUGGCACAAUCCCAAGAGCAAGAAACUGCUGUAAAAAAAAGCAAGGCAGUCAAGCAACGUGUAAUAGAUGAUCUGUUGAGUGGUCAGUCAUCAUGUACCGAGGUUAUUGAUUCUUUUUACAUCGGACAGGUCAAACAGAUAGGAGCUACUAAUUUGUGAUUGUGGCUGAUGCAUUAUUUUUAAGCUCCCACUUUCAACAAAGUCAUAGGAUAUAAACUUGUUAUUUUAUGAAAUUUUUGUAUGCGAAAUGUUAGUUUGUGGUGGAAGCAAUAAAAUAAACUUACACCAAGUCAUAGGAUAUAAAUUUUUUAUUUUAUGAAAUUUUUGUAUGCUAAACAAUAUUAGUUUGUGGUGGAAGUAAGAAAAAUUUAUUUGUAU
Molecule: messenger RNA, 2423 nt
Organism: Jatropha curcas
Lineage: Eukaryota; Viridiplantae; Streptophyta; Magnoliopsida; Malpighiales; Euphorbiaceae
Gene: AHG2
Product: Polynucleotidyl transferase, ribonuclease H-like superfamily protein
Molecular function (GO): 3'-5'-RNA exonuclease activity; RNA binding
Source: RefSeq, a predicted model, not a curated record